GAGUUUGGGUUUAACAGGUGACGUCACGCCCUAGUGUGACGUCACUUUUGAGAAGUCGCGGUCAAGACGGGGCUGUGGGGAGGAGCGAGGGGCGAGGUCGAUGGGCAGGCUCAGGGAGAUGGGCUGGAUGAGAGGUGAACUCUGAAACACUUCCUCGUUAAGUUUACUCGACAGCAGGAGGCGGAGGCAGGCGUCUGUCUGUGUGUGUGUCUGUCUGUCUGUGUCUGUCUAUGUGUGUGUCUGUGUCUGUCUGUGUCGGUGUCUGCGCCCAACCACAGCAUCUCGGAUCAACAGGAGCGAUUUUAGGGCAGCCGGCGUGAGGAGCUGAGGCCGGUGGAAGGAGGAAGGAGGAGGAGGCGAUGGACGAAACUCGCGCCUCAAAGCUGAUCAAGGGAAAGAGGCCGCUGCUGAAGCAGUGGAUCGGCCGGGACCCCACCUACCUGCUGGAUCACCUGGACAGCAACGAGCUGAUCCCUCGUGACAAGUACCUGGAGGCUCUUGACAUCGCCGGAAAGGCGCAGAGAGCCAACUUCCUCAUCGACGAUUUCAUCGGCAGGGACGAGUGCCUGGUGCUCAUUAAGGCGCUGGUCGCCCUGCAAGACAAGUACCCGCAGCUGAAGGGAUGGUUCAGCGAGAUCCAGUACCCCACCGCGGGCGCGGUAUCUGUCCAGCUCCCGGAAGCGUUACCGGCAGUGUCUCCGCCUCCUGCUCCCGUUGCGUCAUCAUUCGAGGCGAAGCUGCAAGCUUGCGGCGACGACAAGGAGCUCCAGCGGAGGAUCGUUCCUCUGACGCCGCAGCUCGUGCAAGCCCUGCAGGGCGACCUCCUGCCGAUACUCAACGAGCUGCGCUCCAAGGAGGUCAUCACGGCGGCCGAGAAAGACAAGGUCAAGGCCAGGUCAAACAGUGGAGGUGCCGCUGCCGCCACUGAGCUGCUGGAUAUCGUCGAGCAGAAGGGCCGCCGCGAGGCGCGGAAGUUCUGGCUGGCGCUGUGGGCCACGCGUGACACCUACACGCGCCUGCUGGACAUCUUCGACGAGUUCUGAGUGGCCCGGGCAAAAAUGAAAGACCGAAGAGCCGCGUGGGACGUGGACCCUGGAGUUUGUGUGCGUGUGUGUCUCUCCGUAUGCCUGUGUGUGUGUGUCUCUAUAUGUGUCUCUCCGUGUGUUUAUGUGUGUCUCUCUCCUUAUGUCUG
This is a messenger RNA of Petromyzon marinus (sea lamprey), 1192 nucleotides long. RefSeq lists its product as uncharacterized. Gene Ontology annotation, biological process: regulation of apoptotic process. The record is from RefSeq and is a predicted model, not a curated record. Lineage: Eukaryota; Metazoa; Chordata; Hyperoartia; Petromyzontiformes; Petromyzontidae.